Messenger RNA from Equus caballus (horse), 1201 nucleotides. It is a transcript of the gene CRYBA2, whose product is annotated as crystallin beta A2. Gene Ontology annotation, biological process: lens development in camera-type eye; visual perception. NCBI's taxonomy places the organism in Eukaryota, Metazoa, Chordata, Mammalia, Perissodactyla, Equidae. Gene Ontology annotation, molecular function: structural constituent of eye lens. The record is from RefSeq and is a predicted model, not a curated record.
CGGAAGAGGGUGCGGGGAGAGGGGCGAGGCCUGGUAUAAAGGCCCGCACGCCUGGCCCGCGCGCAGCCUCUCCAUUUUCCUUCUGUACCGCGCUCACCCACCUGGUGAAUACGCAGUGCUUGGGAGGGGUCUUUUCGGGGCGGAGGAGGGUGAGAUGAAGGGGAGCCUCUAGCAGCCCAAGUCCAAGCCUGCCCGGGUCCAGCGUUCUUUACCCCCGACCCGCGUUGGGCGGGCCUGGGCCGGCGAGGGGGCUCCCUAGACGCUGAGCACUUCGUCCGGUCUUUCUCGCCAGCAGCGGCAUGAGCAGCGCCCCCGCGCCGGGCCCCGCGCCCGCCUGCCUCACGCUCUGGGACGAGGAGGACUUCCAGGGCCGCCGCUGCCGGCUGCUGAGUGACUGCGCGAACAUCGGCGAGCGCGGAGGCCUGCGCAGGGUGCGCUCGGUCAAGGUCGAAAGCGGCGCUUGGGUGGCCUUUGAGUACCCAGACUUCCAGGGACAGCAGUUCAUUCUGGAGAAAGGCGACUAUCCUCGCUGGAGCGCCUGGAGUGGCAGCGGCGGCCACCACAGCGACCAGCUGCUGUCCUUCCGGCCAGUGCUCUGCACGAACCACGGUGACAGCCACGUGACACUGUUUGAGGCGGACAACUUCCAGGGUUCCAAGUUUGAACUCACUGAUGACUACCCAUCCCUGCCCUCCAUGGGCUGGGCCAGCAAGGAUGUGGGUUCCAUCAAAGUCAGCUCUGGAGCGUGGGUGGCCUACCAGUACCCAGGCUACCGGGGCUACCAGUAUGUAUUGGAGCGGGACCGGCGCAGUGGGGAAUUCCGUACCUACAGCGAAUUCGGCACUCAGGCCCACACCGGGCAGUUGCAGUCCAUUCGGAGAGUCCAGCACUAAGUUCCGCGGCCCCAGCACCUCCCCAGAGGACCCUCAAUAAAGGCUCCUGAAUCUGCCUGCCCCUCUUGCCUGCUUGGUGUCUUGCUUUGUGAUCUCUAUCCUCAUACUUCUGAGGGUCCCUCCCUGCCAAUCUGAUCCUCCCCUCAGGCUCCAGGACCUUUGACUAUGGAGCAUAAACUGGCUUAGGAUGUACGUAGUUAGACUCUGAUGGAGCUCAGAGGAAACUGCUGGUAAGAAUCUCAGAGAUCGGGCUGGCUUGUGGAUGGUGUAGCAGUUAGGUUCGUGCACUCCACUUUGGCGGUGUGGGG